AAGGAGGCGGAGGGGUCCGCGCCAGGACGCAGACGUCCACACUGCCAGCCCUCGGGUUCAGUACCGCCUUCGUUCCACAGUGUCCAUUUGAUGGAGCCCUCUGUGAGCCCGGGAGAUCAACAGCCAGUAAGAGGCAGCCUCUAGGUUUUUAAAAGCUCAGGUCUCCUGGCUCCGCAGGGGCUGAGGCUCCUCCAUGACACCGCCCUCCUGAGAGUGACCCCUUGAGAGGAGUGAGUGAACACGGAAGCCGGUACAGCCAUGGCGACUCCCUCUGCUGCCUUUGAGGCCCUCAUGAACGGGGUGACAAGCUGGGAUGUCCCUGAAGAUGCCAUCCCCUGUGAACUGCUUCUGACUGGAGAGGCUGCCUUCCCGGUGAUGGUGAACGACGUGGGCCAGGUCCUCAUCGCUGCCUCCUCCUAUGGCCGUGGCCGCCUGGUGGUGGUGUCCCACGAGGACUACCUGGUGGAGGCUCAGCUGACGCCCUUUCUCCUCAAUGCAGUGGGCUGGUUGUGCUCCUCCCCUGGGGCCCCCAUUGGUGUUCACCCAUCCCUUGCACCUUUGGCCAAAAUCCUUGAGGGCUCCAACUUGGAGUCCAAGAUAGAGCCGGAAGUCAAAGACUCCCUGGGGGUUUACUGCAUCGAUGCCUACAAUGAGACCAUGACUGAGAAGUUGGUCCAGUUUGUGAAGCGGGGAGGGGGCUUGCUCAUUGGGGGCCAGGCCUGGGACUGGGCCAGCCAGGGCGAUGAUGAAAGGGUCCUGUUUACCUUCCCUGGGAACCUCGUCACCAGUGUGGCUGGCGUGUACUUCACCGACAACAAAGGGGACACGAGUUUCUUCAAGGUCUCUAAGAAGAUGCCCAAGAUCCCCGUGUUAGUCAGCUGUGAAGAUGACCUCUCUGAGGACAGAGAGGAACUCCUGCAUGGGAUCUCGGAGCUGGACAUCACCAAUUCAGACUGCUUCCCGUCGCAGCUGCUGGUGCACGGGGCGCUGGCCUUCCCGCUGGGGCUGGACUCCUACCACGGCUGUGUCAUCGCAGCUGCCCGCUACGGCCGGGGCCGCGUGGUGGUGACUGGCCACAAGGUGUUGUUCACAGUGAGCAAGCUGGGCCCCUUCCUGCUGAAUGCCGUGCGCUGGCUGGACGCUGGCCGCCGGGGCAAGAUCGUGGUGCAGACGGAGCUGCGGGCACUGAGCGGCCUGCUGGCGGUCGGGGGCAUUGACGCCAGCAUUGAGCCCCAGCUGACCAGUGACGCCAGCGUCUACUGCUUCGAGCCUGUGAGCGACGUGGACGUCAAGGAGCUGCAGGAGUUCGUGGCAGAGGGCGGGGGCCUCUUCGUGGGCGCCCAGGCCUGGUGGUGGGCCUUCAAGAACCCGGGCGUGUCCCCUCUGGCGAGGUUCCCGGGGAACCUCCUCCUCAACCCCUUUGGCAUCAGCAUCACCAGCCAGAGUCUGAACCCUGGGCCCUUCCGCACACCGAAAGCAGGCAUCAGGACCUACCACUUCCGCUCUACCCUGGCCGAGUUCCAGGUCAUCAUGGGCCGGAAGAGAGGCAAUGUGGAGAAGGGCUGGCUGGCCAAGCUGGGCCCGGAUGGAGCAGCCUUCCUGCAGAUCCCUGCUGAGGAGAUCCCCGCCUACACGUCCGUGCACCGGCUCCUGAGGAAGCUGCUCAGCCGAUACCGGCUGCCCGUGGCCACUCGCGAGAACCCCGUCAUCAACGACUGCUGCCGGGGCGCCAUGCUCUCACUGGCCACUGGCCUGGCCCACUCAGGGAGUGACCUCUCCCUGCUCGUCCCAGAAAUCGAGGACGUCUACAGCAGCCCCUACCUGCGCCCGUCAGAGUCCCCCAUCACUGUGGAGGUCAACUGCACCAACCCAGGCACCAGGUACUGCUGGAUGGGCACCGGGCUUUACAUACCUGCCAGGCAGAUCAUAGAGGUCUCCCUGCCUGAGUCGGCUACCUCCGCCGACCUCAAGAUCCAGAUCGGCUGCCACACUGAUGACUUGACCAGGGCCAGCAAGCUCUUCCGUGCACCACUCGUGAUCAACCGCUGCUGCCUAGACAAGCCGACCAAGUCCAUCACUUGCCUCUGGGGUGGCCUGCUCUACAUCAUCGUGCCCCAGAGCUGCAAGCUGGGCCCCGUGCCCAUCACCAUCAAGGGGGCCGUGCACGCCCCCUACUACAAGCUGGGGGAGACAUCCCAGGAGGAGUGGAAGAGGCGCAUCCAGGAGAACCCAGGUCCCUGGGGGGAGCUGGCAACAGACAACAUCAUCCUGACCCUGCCCACUGCUAACCUGCGCACCCUAGAGAACCCCGAGCCCCUGCUGCGUCUCUGGGACGAGGUGAUGGCAGCCGUGGCCAGGCUUGGUGCCGAGCCCUUCCCCUUGCGCCUGCCGCAGAGGAUCGUGGCCGACGUGCAGAUCUCAGUGGGCUGGAUGCAUGCAGGGUACCCCAUCAUGUGCCACCUGGAGUCGGUGCAGGAACUCAUCAAUGAGAAGCUUAUCAGGACCAAAGGGCUGUGGGGCCCGGUGCACGAGCUGGGCCGCAACCAGCAGCGGCAGGAGUGGGAGUUCCCCCCGCACACCAUUGAGGCCACCUGCAACCUGUGGUGUGUGUACGUGCAUGAGACGGUCCUGGGCAUCCCCCGUGGCCGUGCCAACAUCGCCCUGUGGCCUCCCGUUCGGGAGAAAAGGGUCAGAAUCUACCUGGGCAAGGGCCCCAACAUAAAGAACUGGAACGCAUGGACGGCGCUGGAAACGUACCUCCAGCUACAAGAGGCCUUUGGCUGGGAGCCAUUCAUCCGCCUCUUCACCGAGUACAGGAACCAGACCAACCUGCCCACAGACAACGUUGACAAAAUGAACCUGUGGGUCAAGAUGUUCUCCCACCAAGUGCAGAAGAACCUGGUGCCUUUCUUCGAGGCCUGGGCCUGGCCCAUCCAGAAAGAAGUGGCUACCAGCCUGGCCUACCUGCCGGAGUGGAAGGAAAAUAUUAUGAAAUUGUACCUCCUCACCCAGAUGCCCCACUGAAAUUGAAGUCAAGAAAUUCAAAAGAGGAUGGAUACAUCUCAGCAAAGAAAACAGAAGGGAUUUGGAUAUAAGUGGAGAAGAUCUCAACAUUUCUGGAAGAGAGAAAGUGGAUGAAGCAUGAUAAUGAAAGAAAGAGAAGAGAUACCUUUCGGCCAGAAUAUAAGCUCAUCUGAACCUAUGAACCCCGAAGAGCCUUGAGUACCUGAUAAUUCUGUUGACUAAAGAAGGAUGCCAGUUGUAAAGUUGUACCCCAUCCCAUUCUUACCCCACUCUUGUGUAUACAAUACAGGCAGGCCACUAUUGGUACCAGUCAAAAUGAUUUUUUGUUUUUAAUAAAGAAAUUGAAUAAAAUACCUGAGGAGAGGUAGGUGUUGGUGCUUCAGAAUGAAAUUCAAUUAUUCAUGAAGUUAGGGGCCUCCUAACUCAGUUAAUUCUCUCCUGACAUUUGAGACCCCUACUCAAGUGCCCAGUGCUUCCAUCUAUAGAAGUAGCAUACUAGAGACACAGAACUAACCACACAAUUACAGAGAAAACCCAUACCAACCACCUACAAAAGUCAACGGUUUCAGUCAUUCUUAAAUGUGAACAGUCAGCCAGAAAUUCCCAGACAUAGGGGUGGAUGUAAGGGAAAUAACCAGGUAGAGUUAGGAGUUUGAAGAAUAAGAUAAACUCUAGAGGAGACAUAGUCAAUGCAGAAAAAAAAAAAAAAACUUAAAAUUCUAAUUGUAUCUUCAUAGAGAUUUGAGAUGUAUUUGUGAAAUGAAAACAGGACGCUUCAAAGAAAGGAAAAACUCAGAAUAAAAAGAGCCUUUUGAAAAUAAAUGAGACUCCCAAAAAUAUCCAGUAGACAGGCUGAAAAAUAAAGUUGAGGGACUCGCCCAAGAUACAGAGCAAAAAGAAAAUAAGAAGAAAGGAAAGAGACACAGACUAUCGAUAUCUAACUGUCAGGAGUUCCUGAAAGAACAAAUAUAGGUGAAGAAAAAAAAAGGAAAAGCAUUGAAGAACAGAAAGACAUAAAUCUCCAGUUUGAAAAGAUCCAAUACAAUCUACAUCUAGAUACAAUCUUGUGAAAUUUUGGAACUUUAAAGAUAGAAUAUAUUACAAGUGCCCGGCAAGGGGGAAAAAAAAGGCAACAAAAAAUGGUACCAUAACUAGCUCAAUUAAAAAGGAACAAGAAAUAGAUUGGCAGCAGAUUUUUUAUCAGCAGUACUAAAUGCUAAAAGUCAAUGGAACAAUGUCUUAAAAUAUUUUAUGGGAAGUGUUUUUGUACCCAGAAUUCCAUAACAAGCCAACCUGUCAAGAGUAAAAUCAAAAUAAAUACAUUUUCUGGCAUGCCAAUUUUCAGAAAGUUACCUCCCUUGCCCCCAUGCUGAGAAAGUACCUUGAGGAAAUUGUCCAGCAAAAUGAGGAUGAAAACCAGAAAAGAGGAAGGAAUGGGGAUCCAGAAGACAAUGGCGCUCACUGAGAAUGCCUUGUUCUAGAGCAACAGUUAUCAACAGACCCAUCUCAGAUGAAGAGUGCACAGUCUUGGACUCUGGGAAGAAGGUGUGUUCCUUGGCAAAGAUAGUAUCAUUGAGAGUCUGGAUUGUUGGGAAUGUGAAAGACACACAUUAUUCCUUAGCCAACAACAACAACAACAAAAAGACAAAAGUAUCUCGAGAAAUUCAGAUGUAAUUAUGAAGCAAGAUAAAACGGAGCAUGAUUUUGAGUUACCCAUGGAGUGUAAGAAGAGACUGGAUUUGGCAUUGGUGGUGGGUACAUUCUCUGUCAAGUGGCACAGGCAUCAGGGCAUUAAGUGUGUAGGAAGAAAAUAUCCUAGCCUUGACUAGGCUUUCAGUAAAUAGUAUCUACAUAACCAUGAUAAUGAUAAUGUAGAUACGAUUUAUUGAUAAUUAGAAAAAGUAUGAAAGGCUUAGUUUUUGGCUCAGAACAGAAAAUGAAAAUAAUGCUGACAAAAUAAGGAAAAAGAAAGCAGAAAUAGGUUGAAAGUUAAUUGGUGGAAGAGGGAAGGAAGAGUAGGGCUACUUAUAUCUUCAAAGUGAGAAUGAAGAGAUAAGGUCUACAGUUAAUGGAAGAAGAACUUAAGGAUUAGUAUAUUGUUCAAAGUUAUAAAUUAAACCAACAGAAGUAUUAAAAAAUGAUGUAUCUUUUAAAAAUUUGGAGAAGGAGAUGGAAAGGAAAGGUGGGGAGAGUGUAAGUUAAAUCCUUAUCUUUUGUAAUGGGGUAUUAUUGAAGACUGUCAAGAGCUGAGAAGUUGAGAAAUUAUUGUUCAAACAUAUUAUUUAAAGUUAGGAAGUUAGUUACCAGAAGUUUAAAAAUAGAAAUCGUUAAAACGCUUUGCCUGUAGGACUAGAGUUCAAAAGAGUGGGGUGGGAAACCGUGUUUUUCGUUUUCGGUCGUGUACUAUUUAAUUUUGUACCUUGUGCAUGUAUUCCUUUGAAAAAAAUUUUUAAUAAACUCAAAUAAAAAUUC
This is a messenger RNA of Loxodonta africana (African savanna elephant), 5496 nucleotides long. It is a transcript of the gene TCAF1, whose product is annotated as TRPM8 channel associated factor 1. The transcript is spliced from 9 exons. The record is from RefSeq and is a predicted model, not a curated record. Gene Ontology annotation, biological process: positive regulation of protein targeting to membrane; positive regulation of anion channel activity. Lineage: Eukaryota; Metazoa; Chordata; Mammalia; Proboscidea; Elephantidae. Gene Ontology annotation, molecular function: transmembrane transporter binding. The coding region runs from base 259 to 3024 and encodes 921 amino acids. Gene Ontology annotation, cellular component: plasma membrane.